AUGGAGGACGCACAGCCGCGCGCGUCAGCGGACGAUGCAGAGCAUCCUUGGAGUGAGGAGGAAGGCGAGGACCUCAUGAAAGAGUCUGGCAACAUGGUCGGGCUCGACAGUAGUGAUGACGACGAGGAUGACGACGACGAAGAGGAGCAGCGUCGUAUCGCCGAGGGUUUCAUCGACGACAAUGAUGAGGAAGACAAUGAGACGUCACACAAGCGAAAGCGGCGGCACCGCCACCGCGAGGUGGACGAGGAGCUCGACGAGGACGAUCUGGCGCUUCUCUCUGAAAAUACGCGGCCCGCGCAGGCGCCGCACAAGCGUGCGCGUGCCGAGGGGCAGAGCACUGAAGAGCUCGCGCAUAUCUUUGACGACGAGGACGCUGCAGGCGCGGCAGCCGAUCCGUACGACGACGAGCUCGACGACUUUAUCGAGGACGACGAGGACGAUGCGGAGCUGACGGGGCUCGACGAGGAACAGCGGGAGGCGCGCCGCCGCGAACGCCGCGAAGAGCGCCGUCAGGCGCGCAUGUCGGGUGCGCGCGUCGAUCCCCGCAAGGCGGGCGUCGACCUCGAGGCGUGGGACGAGGUGCACGACAUCUUUGGCAAUGGCGAGGACUAUGCUUGGGCUCUCGAAGAAGAGGAGGAGGCACCUGAGGCCGCUCCGAAGGGGCGCAUGGAGUACAAAGACAUUUUCGAGCCUGCCCAGAUCCGCGAGCGCAUGCUCACGGACGAAGACGACCGUAUCAAGCAGGUCGAUAUGCCAGAGCGGCUGCAGCUGAUGAUCCCUGGCGAAGAGGGACUGCAGCUGCUCGAGCGCAAGCUAAGCGAGGCAGAGCUGGACGAGGCGGCACACUGGGCCUCUACGCGCCUCUCGCCGCGGUGCACGGCCGAGUUCCUCGACGACAUGGCCCCCCAUGCGCGCCUGCGAGGCGAGUGGCAUGCCUGUGUGCGCCAGAUGCUCAGCUACCUCCUCAACGACCUGCUGGAGGUGCCGUUCCUCAUGCAGCACCGCCUCGAUGAGCUCGAACACACACAGGACAAGGUCACGACGACGCUGCUGGUGCGCCAGGAGCUACUCACUCUCAGCUCGCUGGGCAUCAAGUACAAGCAGCUGCUGGCCCGCAAGGAGGCGCUGCGCAAAACAUUCGGCGAACUGGUCGCCACGUACCCCCAGCCGACGCCCGAGCUCGAUGAGGCGCGCGUCGUCGUUGAUGACCUGGUCACGCAGGCGGCGACGCUCGAAGAAGUGACAGACAUUGCCGAGUGGCUCGCGGCGCGCUUCGGCGAGCGGUUCCGCGAAGCGACAGCGCUGGCGAGCCGUCACGAGGCGCCGGUGCUCAAGCGGCCCACGGUGGUGAGCGAGUAUGAGCAGCGCAAGCACACGCCGCUCGCGCAGCUCGCGAUGCGCCUGGGCCUCUCGUCAUCGCAGCUCGCAGCGAACGUGGCCGGCGGCAUUCGCCAGCAUGUGCCGGACGACGAGGCGGUCCCCCCGCUCGCUGUGGCCGAGGAGUAUGUGCACACCGUGCCGGGCGCGGUCGAUGCCACGGCCACGCUAGCGCUUGCACGCACGCUGCUCGCACACGAAAUCGGCAAGGAGCCUGCGCUGCGCCGUGAAGUGCGUGCGCUCUUUCGCCUCUCGGCGCUCGUGGAUGUGGAACCGACGGAGCGCGGCAUGACGGCCAUUGACGAGGGGCACCCGUACUACCACUUCAAGUUUCUCCGCGCCAAGCCGGUGAGUGCAGUUCUGCAGAAUGCGUCGCAGUUCCUGCAGAUGGUCCAGGCGGAGGAGGAGCGCCUCGUGACACUCACGCUGCGUCUGCCGUUCGAGACGGCGACCAAGCUGGAGCGCCGCCUGCAGGAGCAGUUUGUGAGCGAUGGCAUCAGCGCCGUGUCGCAGUCGUGGAACGAGCAGCGGCAGGCUGUCGUGGAGGAGGCGUGUGCCGCCUUCCUCCUGCCGCUGGGCCGUAUGUGGACGCACGAGUGGCUUGUGGAAGAGUGCCGCGAGGGGCUUUUGCGCUUCUGUGAGCUGCGCCUCACACAGCGCGUCGAGGGCGGCCCGGUGCAGUCGGCCGGCAUGAUCAGCCGCCAGGCCGACCCGUCGCUCGAGGCCGCGUCGCGCGUGCCGCGUGUGCUUGCGCUGUCCCAUGGUGAUGGCGAUCCGCGGCGCAGCGAGAUUGUGGCCGUGUUCCUGGACGAGCGCGGGCGUCUGCUCGAGCGGGCGACGUUCGAUACGCUGCGCCCGCCGCGUGCGACGGACGAGGGCGUGGCGCACGAUCCCCGCGCCGCGUUCAUGGACCUGCUGCGCCGGCGGCGCCCCGAUGUGGUCGUGGUCAAUGGGUUCAGUCCGCGCACGGCCGACCUGAAGGAGGAGGUGCGCGAGCUCGUGGCCGCUGCGUGGGAGGCGCGCGUGCGUGACGAGGAGCUCGAUGGUCUUGCGCGCGAGCAGGUGCGCAUGGACGUUGUGAGCGUGUACGACGAUGUGGCGCGCUUGUACCAGCACAGCGCGCGGGCGGCGAGCGAGUUCCCCGAGCUACCGGUGCUGGCGCGCUACUGUGUGGGGCUGGCGCGCUACGCGCAGUCACCGGUGAACGAGUUUGCAGCGCUGGACGCGGACAUGGUCGCCGUUCAGUUCGAUCCGGCGCAGCGCCUGCUGCCGGCAGACCGGCUGCGCACGCAUUUGGAGCGCGCGAUUGUGCUCCUCGUGAACGACAUUGGCGUGGACAUUCAGGCGGCGCUGACGGACACGUACGUGGGUGCCAUGCUCCCGUUCGUCGCAGGCCUCGGUCCCCGCAAGGCCCAUGCGCUGCUGCAUGCUAUCCGCACGCAGCUUGACGGUGUGGUGGUGAACCGCGAGGUGCUGGUGCGCCGGGGCCUGCUUCCCUUCCAUGUGUGGAACAAUGCUGUGUCGUUCCUGCGCAUCGACCAGGAGGCCGCGACAGACGCCCUCGACGAAGAGGCGCAGCCAGAUGUGCUGGACUCAACGCGCAUCCACCCCGAGGACUACGACUUUCCCCGGCAGAUGGCGCGGGACGCGCUCAACAAGCACGAAGAAGACCUCGAGGGCGAGCACCCGAGUGUGGCAUGCCUCGAGAUCAUGCACGACGCGCACCCGACCGAGAAGCUCGCGGCACUCGACCUGGACCAGUACGCGGCGAUGCUGUACGAGCGCCGCGGCCUGAAAAAGCGCCUCACACUUUUGGCGUGCAAGCAGGAGCUGAUCCGCCCGUACGACGACUGGCGCCCGGCGCAAGCGCUGCCGACCACCGAGGAGCUGUUCACCAUGUUCACCGGAGAGACGCGGCGCACACUCUCGGAGGGCUACGUCGUGCCCGCCGUCGUGUACCGCGUGGAAGAGGGUCGCGAUAUGGAGGGCUUCUUGCGCGUGCGCCUCGAGGCCGGCAUCGAGGGCAUUAUCGCAGGUCGCGACAUUAUGCCCGGCUACAACUCGCGCGAUGUGCGUCUGCGCCGCCUGUUCCGUGCUGGCCAAGCGCUCAACGCCGUCGUGGUUCAGCUCGACCUGCAACGCAUGCGCGCCGAGCUCAGUCUGCGUGCGGAGGCGUUUGAGCACGUGAAUCCGGCGCAGGGCCGCACGCCCGUGGACCCGAUGUACUUCGACCACGAGCGCGCGCACAUGGAGAGCGAAGCCGCAGACGAGCGCGCGCGGCGCCGCCACCAGAACCGCAUCGGCCGCCGCGUGAUCGACCACCCCCACUUCCACAACCUGAAUGCCGCGCAGGCGCAGCACUUCCUCGCGACGCAGCCACGUGGUUCCGUGGUCGUGCGCCCGAGCUCGCGCGGCAUGGACCACCUGGCUGUCACGUGGAAGGUGGACGACGGUGUGUACCAGCACAUUGAUGUGCUGGAGCUUGACAAGGACAACGACCAUGCGCUUGGCCGCAUCCUGCGUGUGGCAGACAUGGGCUCGUACGCAGACCUCGACGACCUGAUCGUGAACCAUGUGCGCCCCAUGGCCGCGAUGGUUGAGAUGAUGAUGAACCACGAAAAGUACAAGGGGGCGGAUCCCGCCGCGGUGGAGACGUACCUGACCAACGCGUCGCUGGCGAACCCGACGCGCUCCGUGUACGCGUUUGGACUGAACAAGGAGCGUCCAGGCUACUUUGACUUGUCGUUCAAGGCGAAUAGCAGCGCGCCCGUGCAGACCUGGCCCGUCAAGGUCCUACCUGGCGCCUUCAAGCUCGGACAGGCCACGCAGCUCGCCGAUGUGGCCGCGCUGACGAAUGCGUUCAAGACGCAGUACAUGGCACAGGCCAAUGCGGCGCGCGGUGGACGCACGCCGGGCGUCCAUGGCGGUAUGACGCCUGGCUACUACGGCGGACGCACGCCCGGUGCGGCGUACGGCGGUGGUGUGACGCCACGCACCACGUAUGGGAUGGGCAGCAUGACACCAGGCGCCUACGGCGCGCCUCCCCCCGCGCCAUAUGGUAUGCCACCCCCAGGACCGCCGCCCGCGAUGCCCUCCCGGGGCCCUUGGUAG
Molecule: messenger RNA, 4491 nt
Organism: Malassezia sympodialis ATCC 42132
Lineage: Eukaryota; Fungi; Basidiomycota; Malasseziomycetes; Malasseziales; Malasseziaceae
Gene: SPT6
Product: chromatin-remodeling histone chaperone SPT6
Biological process (GO): nucleosome organization; transcription elongation-coupled chromatin remodeling; transcription elongation by RNA polymerase II
Cellular component (GO): transcription elongation factor complex
Molecular function (GO): histone binding; nucleosome binding; DNA binding
Source: RefSeq, a predicted model, not a curated record